GAGCAAAGCGUAGGAUGGAACCAACAUUGCGAGGAGUCUUUUUACAUUGAAGAGGAGGAUCGACGAGGAAGAGGAACAAAGAUGCCUGCCUCGCAAACCGCCGCCACUGAGCGGCGAAACGAUCGAUCGAUCACACAUGAGCCACCAAAAUUAAAAACAACGCUCAAAACACCACCAAAACAAGCAACAAAUCCCCUUCAGUUUGUGAAGGUUGGACCAUGUUCGCUUUAUCGGACAGCUCAAGAGCAACUUCAAAAAGUCCAAGAAGUCAAAAAGAUCAAACAGGAAGUGCGAGAAGAUCCCGAAGAUUGGCAGUCAAAUUUAGACAACUGGAAAAGUAGUCGAAGGAAGCGUCAGGAACAUAUAAUUGAACGUGUCGUUGAAGUAAAAAAACUAGAAUUAGAAGAACAUGAUCGGCAGCGUCGACGAAGUAAAACCUUCUCGGAAAUGAUGGAGGAAAGAGGAAAUAGAGGCCGGAAAUUGAGCAUGAGUCUAACAAUGUACCACGAAGAGGACUCGAACGAUCUCAGUGAUCUUGGAAUUGGUACCAGCAGUGGAAAAAGUUCUGUUAGCGGCGACACUCACGACGAUACGCACAGUGUUUUAAGCGACAGAGACAGCGAAAUUGAAAAAAAUCACUCAGAUGUCGAUAAUGCACCAAUUGAAAAUGGCAACGAAUCGGAAAAUUUAAAGGCCAAAAUUUCAAAUGGUUUUCACAAUAAUCAUGAAUAUGAUUCGGCGGCAACAGCAACGGCAAGUUCACCAGAACCUGAAGAAUACACCUACGAAGGAGCAAUACGUGGUUAUGUUUCAAGAGUAGCGCAAAAUAUUCCCCGAAGAUCAUUAGCGAAUCUUGAAGUGAAACUCGAGAAUUCCAAAUCAACGACAAAUGGAUCGAAAACAAAUCUCAAUGAUGAAACAACGAAUGGAUCACCAAUUGUUAAAGUCGAUAUUUUAAAAAGAAGGGAAAUUUUUGAAAAAGCUGCUCAAAAUAAUGGGGACAAUAAAAUGAAUAAUAGAUUAAGUUCCGAAUUUUCAAAUAAUAAAUCAAUUAAAGAACGUUUAUCACAUCUUGAAAAACAAAAAAAUGAUUCAGAAUGUUUUGAAAAAACUAAUAGUAAAGCAUUAAAUAGGCUUUCGGGUGAUAUGCAUUCAAUACGCGAGAGAUUGUCACAUUUAGAGAAACAAGCAUCGGAAAGAGAGAAAAUAAAUAAUCAUGACGAAGAUUUAGAAACUAUUCGACCAUUAAGAGAACGACUCUCAACACUUGAGAAAUACAGUAGCAAUGAUGAAUUUUCAAUUUGUCAUGGUGAAUUAUCAGCGAGAACAAUUAAAAAUCGUCUCAAUUCACUCGAUACAACAAGAAAUAAAGAAGAAAAGAGAAAUUCAUCAAUUAAAAAUAAUCAUUGCUUUCGAGAUCAAGAUAAUAGAAAUGAUAAUUCAACACCAAGUGAAAGAAGUUCAUCACCCGAUUCAGAAUAUAGAGCACCAAGGGCUCCAUUUCAUCGUAGUCUUGAUUCUUUAGAUGCUGAUGCAUCAAGUGGACCCGAUACAUUCGAAAGAGUUCAAAGUCUCGAGGAAUUGGAUUAUACACGUCGUUAUCCUGCUUCUUCAUCGUCGGCAGAAAUUCUCAACGAUACUGACAGAGAGGAUUCUGGUAUUCAUACAGCUGAUGUAAGUUGUUCAGUGAGUCAAGCCGAUGAACCCGUUGACGAGGAGGUAAUUCACAAUCACGUUGAGAGACAACAAGUUAUUAUUGAAGAAAAUCAAGAAUCACCAAUAUUGGAAAUACGAAAAGACGAAUUGAGAAGAGAAUCAAAGAAGGAAGAAUUAAGAGAGGAAUUAAAGAAAGAAGAAUUAAAGAACGAAACAGAUGAUACAGUUUGCCAGAGAGAAGCAGUGACAACAAUAAAGGGUACUGCUGAAAAUACUUCCGGUGAACAGACGUCUAAAAUUGAUCCUCUAGUUACUAAUAAUUCUCAUUCCCUUUCUUCAUCACGUCCAAUAAUUUAUCAGAGUCCAAAAGUACCUCCUCGAAGAACUCCGCCUGAAAUUUUGAAAUUUCAAUGCAAAUCCAAUAUUGUUCAACCGGCUUUUAAAUUAAAUCUCACGGAAGAAAUCAGGGAAAAAUCAUCCUUUGAAAGUUCCGAUUCAUCUCCAGCAUCACCACCAACACCAACUUUUCCAACUUCCAUUAGAUUAUUUCCCAAUGAUUCAAAAUCAUUAUCUCCUUGCACAUCGCCAAGAACAUCAAAAAUACCAACACCACUACCUCGUAAAUCAAUAUCAAAAUCUCCCGUUGAAAAUUCCUCUUGGAUUUAUCCUGGUCCAUUGGUUUCUUUAGCUUCUCCUCUAGUUUCACCUUCUUUGAUUUCUUCUGUUACUUUUUCUAAUUCUUCUUCUUCGACUUCUUCCUUAUCAUCUCCUGCUAAAAUUUCUCCAAAGACGCGUAAAACUUCCGAAAUUCCUGUGCCAAUUCCCACGAGUCCUUUAUUAAAUAGUUCCAAAUUAUCUUUUCAAAAAAUUGACGAUUUAACAAAAUCUACAUCCUCAAUUCCUGUUUCAAAUUCCCCUUCCUCAAAAUCGAAUCAGGUGAUGGAUACAAGAUCAACAGACAAACGACUUAUGGUGGUGGAAGUUUGGGAAAAGGUGACGGUUCCCCAAGGACAAACUCCUGCAUCGGCUUUGGUCACUCCAAGCAACGAGUGUUUUAAAAAUGGCCAAAACUCUGAGGAAUCAUCAGUUAUUGAGAAAGCGAAUGUUGUGGAGGAAAAAAAUAUUUGCCAAACGAUUGUGCCAGUUGAUCGCGAAGAAGUUACUGGAAUACCAUCAUCGUCAUCAUCAUCUUCAUCAUCAUCAUCAUCCAAUACAUCAGAAGUGGAAAUAGUUUCCGAGAGGAAGAAUGAGGAAUCUGAACCAGUUGAUCAACAGGAGCCAGAAGUUAUUUCCAUUCCUUUGACUAGUGAAAAACAUGAACGUCCAUCGACUUUAAAUUUUGUUGAAAUUCAUUCAACUGUUGAGAUGUUUAGUCCAUUGUCACAUGGCUCAACACCGAUUUUACCUCUGAGUUUAACGAGCGAUGAAGAAAUAGUAUCUGGUCUCGCCUUUCCUAUGGGUCCACCAACAAGUGUUGAACCACCGAAAGAAAAACCACCACCGCCACCGAUAGAACUCAGUGAUGAAGAAAGUCAUCCCGUUGAGCCUUUAAAGAGAUUAAAUUCCACUCGCAGAAUAAAGAAGGAACUUAGAACCAGGCGCUCCGAUUUCCUUGGAAUUGGAGGAUUAAAUACUGAUGACGAUUUGGAGCGUGAAUUAAUGCUGACGAAACCACCUGAUAUUGCAUCGAUUCUCGCUGAGGAAAGACGUAUCGAGCAACUACAUCGACGUUCCUAUGAUACUGACAGCAAUUACGAACAGGAUUCAAGUCAUGAACGCGACUCGGGAGUGGAACUUGGCCACGUGGAAGAUUGGACAAAACAGCCAGUGAGUCCCGAUAUAUCGCAACACAGUCGACAGAGCAGUGAACCAUUUGGAGCGAGUGUAACUUCCUCUGAGGAAGAUGAAAUUACAAAAAAAGAACGCGAAAUUAUUGAAGUCCUUGAAAAGGAAGAACAAUGGCGUUACGGAAAUAGUCGUGAAUUAAAUAGUGACAUUGGAGAAAAAUUAGCUCAUAAAUUACGUGAAUUGGAAGAGGAGAAAAUGCAAUUGGAACGUGAACGUUCUGCUCAUGAAGCAGAGGAACAACGACGUCAUGAAGAAACACUGAGAAAAAAUGAAGAAAAUAUUCGUAAACAAGAGGAAAUUAUAAGAAAACAACAGCAACAAGAGGAAAUUGUUCGACAAGAAGUUGCCGCACGAGCAGCGGAAGCAAAACGUUUAGAAGAUGAAAGAAAAGAUAAGGAACUUCGUAUUCAAACGCAAGAGAAAUUAAAAAUUCAAUCUGAAAUUGUCGAUAGUGAAAAGAAAAAUUCGGAAAAUCGCCGACAGGAGGAAAUUAUCGUUAGAAACGAAGUUCUUAAAAUUAAACCAGAGAACAAAACAUUAAUGGAGUACGACAAUCAAAAUGACGAGUUUUCCACAGGGGAUGUACUUCGAGUUGAAAGAGAAUUAUUGCAACUGGAACAGGAGGAACUUCAGAGAAAACGAAAUAAUUUAGCGUAUCAAGAGCAAAAGCAACAGCAAUUGGCGCAACAACUUCAAGAACAAUGGAAAUCAUUGCAAGAUGUUGCCAAUGGAUCAUCGAGAAAUCAACAGUACAAACUUCAAACACCAUUAAAUUAUCGAUCAUCAAUGCCUAAUCUUCAAAUGCAAGAUGUACAAAGAAGAAGACCGCCUCCACCUCCAAUUCCUCCGGCAAAACCCAUAAGAAUCGUUGAACAAAGACAGAGGGACGUUCCAAUCAGAAACAGUAGAAUUCCUUCGGCGGAUUCGAUUCCGCAACAAGUUGAUGCCUCAAUUCGUCACAGUGCUUCGGCAACGAUGUUGGCAAAUCAUUGCGGACAACAAAUGACAAGACAGACAUUGCAUGCAUUGAGCGCAGUUCCUCGUUCACGAAUUGUUCAGGGCGAUCAAUGGGUUCAGAGAAGAAAAAGCGAUGUGCCACGAGCAACGCAGGAAUAUAAUUAUCAACACUGGCUUAUUCAGGAAGCGGAACAAAGAAGAAUUAAUGAGAAAAAUCAACGAUCACCAGUUCGAAAAUCACAACCACACGUCACAGGAACUUCUGUGCCAUAUAAUACUCCAUCUCCAAGGGCAGAUAGUAAACCACUACCAGAUUCAAUUAUUCAAACACUCACACAAAGAGUACAAGCUAGAGCACAGGAAAAGCCUAUUCCGCCUAGACGAAGACUAGAGCAGCCUACGAGUCAGGAACUUAUUCAAAAGCAGUAUGUAAUACAGCCGCAAAAAACGAAUCAAACUCAAAAUAGUGUCGAUUCACAGGAAAAGAUGCUGAGCGUCUCUGGAAAGAAAAAAUGCUCCCAUUGCGGAGAUGAAUUAGGCCGAGGAGCAGCGAUGAUAAUUGAAAGUCUUCGGCUAUUUUACCAUAUGGAAUGCUUCAAAUGCUGCGUCUGUCAUGUUCGCCUCGGGGACGGUCUAAUGGGAACUGACGUACGAGUUCGCAAUCAUAAACUUCACUGCCAUAACUGCUACUCCAGUGAUGACGGUGUCAAAUUCAGCUGCGUGUAAAGAAAAAAAUAAUAUAUUGCGAGCUAAUGGAUCUUAAGCUAACUUGAAUAUAGCGAAUCACGGCUAUAUUUUAUAAGUUGUAGUAAAACCAUUUAGUUACCUCGCCCUGGGAAACAGAACAGAAAAAAAAGGUGGCAAAGCCUCGCCUCCAAUUGUGUAAAUAAAUUUUUUUUUGACGACCAAACAAAUAUCGGCAAAUGCCGUUCUUCAUUAACACAUUUCUUUUAUCAUUUGUAAAUAGCCUGUAUUUAUGUAAUUAGAUUUAUAGAAUUUAAGAAGAGUCGAUAUGAAUUUUUUUUUCAUUUUAAAUUAGAUGAGAUGAAAUGUACAUUUUUGUAUGAUAAUUUGUGAUAUUUAUAAGUUUUUUUUUCUCCCUGAACGUGAAUGUUAAUAGCUUUCUUAAAUCUAGAGAGUAACAUUUUUUUCAAUCAAAUCUUGUAUUAAUCAACAAUGUCGAGAAUUUAUUGUUACUCCUUUUUUUAUAAUUUUAAGUGCUGGUUAUGUUGCACGUAAUCUACAAUUCGAAACCUUCUUUUAUUUUUCGUUUUCUAUUUAACAGAGGCAAUUUUUUACUAAUCGAUUUUAAUUCUUAUUGUUUAACAAACUUCGAAACCUUGGAAUCAUAGAGCAAAUAAUCCUGUGUGAAAUAUUGUACGAUACGUGUUUCGUGUUAUCACAAUGUCUAAUUUUAUAUUAGCAAUGAAAAUAAAUGUUUAUUUUAGUCAGAAAAAAAAACAAACAAAAA
Messenger RNA from Leptopilina boulardi, 5932 nucleotides. RefSeq names its product golgin subfamily A member 6-like protein 22 (gene smash). Lineage: Eukaryota; Metazoa; Arthropoda; Insecta; Hymenoptera; Figitidae. The record is from RefSeq and is a predicted model, not a curated record. Gene Ontology annotation, molecular function: myosin II head/neck binding. Gene Ontology annotation, biological process: regulation of focal adhesion assembly; positive regulation of stress fiber assembly. Gene Ontology annotation, cellular component: stress fiber.